This is a messenger RNA of Lonchura striata (white-rumped munia), 1793 nucleotides long. It is a transcript of the gene TMEM116, whose product is annotated as transmembrane protein 116. The record is from RefSeq and is a predicted model, not a curated record. Gene Ontology annotation, biological process: adenylate cyclase-activating G protein-coupled receptor signaling pathway. Gene Ontology annotation, cellular component: plasma membrane. Lineage: Eukaryota; Metazoa; Chordata; Aves; Passeriformes; Estrildidae. Gene Ontology annotation, molecular function: G protein-coupled receptor activity.
GCGGAGCGCGGGCGGCGCCCGCAGCCCCGGAGCGGUGCGGCGGCGGCAGCGGUACCCAUGGCCCUGCCGGCGGAGGCAGACCGGCUGGAUGGGGGCUGGCAGGAGGUCUACUCUGCGCUCCAGUGGAUCCAGUUCACCAUGGCCAUGCUCAGCGUUGUAGGUUCCAGCUCAAUUAUUGCCUACGCCGUCUUCCAAAACGCAGUGCGGUCCCCCGAGGUGCGUCCCCUUUUCUACCUGAGCCUCUCAGAUCUGUUCCUGGGCAUGUGCUGGCUGGCUGGGGCCCUGCUCUACAGCUCACCCACCUCCCAGCAAGAUCUCAUCUGCUACAACCUGCAGGCCACGGGACAGGUAUUCUAUGUGGCCUCUUUUCUCUACACUGUAAACUACACUUGGCACCUGUACAUGGACCUCAAGGUGAAAUACAACCAGAACCUCUUCAGGGUGCCCCCCCAGGUUGUAGAUUAUGCAAGUUGUGUUGGCCGAAUAGCAACUAUCUUGUCAAGCCUGAUCCCUUUCCUCCUCAUGGUGCCUGUGUUUUGCCUGGGCAACAGCAGUAAUUGCUACCAGAACUUCAGCCAGAAGCACGGGUGUCUCCUGAUGCACGCGGAGAUGGCCGAGCCCCCCAGCCAGCCCCAGAGCCCGAGCGGCUCUGUUUGCCGUGCAAUGCAUUUCUACAGCAUCGGCGUCUUCCUCGUCUCCUUCCUCAUCAGCUUCGUGGCCAUCCUGGUUAUCCUGAGUCAGGCCCGAGGGCUGUACAAGAGGUUUGUGAACUCCACAGGAUUCCUGGGGGAUCAGCAGUGGGCCAUGAUUAAGAUGGUGGAACAACGGGUGGUUUUUUACCCUGUUGCCUUCUUCUGCUGCUGGGCCCCAGCUGUCCUCCUUGGAAUGCUGAAAUUGACUGCUUCAACAACCAGCAAAAUCUACAUGGCUCUGCUGAUCCUGCAGGCUCUCACCGCAGCUUCCCAGGGGCUCCUGAACUGCCUGGUGUACGGCUGGACCCAGCACGUGUUCCUGUCCCUGAAGCGCGACUCCCGCCGGGAUGUGGACACCCAGACGCCGCUCCUGCGCUCCCAGAAGAAAUUCUACUCCAGCACGGGCCCCGCCGGCCCGCCCGACACCGAGGGCUCCUCCUCCACCCUGCUCUGAUGCAGCCCUGCCCGGAAGGAGAGAGGAGAGAGGCAGAGUCCUUCCAUCUCCUCGUUCUCCAGAGCCGGGAUGGAACUGCCCCUCGGGGCUGGCAGAGCCAGGCGCUCAGUGGACAUAGUUAUUUAUUUGAUGGAUCAUUUCAGCGUGGUAAAUCUUUAGUCCAGACUUUCUUCUCUUGGAAAUAUCCCUAGAAAUGCAGCAAACCCCAGGUAAAGGCUCAGAGACCUGGUCCAGCUCCAUGGAGGUUGAGCAGAGGAUGUUUUACUUUGUUUUAUUUCUCCAAGUUAUUGCCUUUACAAAUUAACAAAAAAGCAAAAUGAGUAUUUUUCAAUCUCUGCCUUUAAAUUCACUCUAACCAUGAGAAUUUCACCACCCUAAGAACCAAUUGCAAGAAAUGAAGAAUUGCAAAGCAGAACAAAACCUGCCUGGAAUUUCUGCACAUUUCCCUUCCCUUCUUCCUGCCAACUCCUGCUCAGCCACAAUACUCCCAAAAAUCAGCUGCUUCGACCCUGUGGAGCAUCUCUCAUGAACCAGGUGAGCAGGACUUUGAAUCUCUCUUUGCAUUUCCAGAAGUUCACAUGAAUUAUUUACUGAGGUCCCACCAUUCUACAGGAAAUAAAACAGGUCUUAAGCUGUGUUGAAAAUAA